Cynara cardunculus var. scolymus (artichoke) is the source of this 828-nucleotide messenger RNA. Its product is annotated as auxin-induced in root cultures protein 12-like. The transcript has a single exon. The coding region runs from base 1 to 744 and encodes 247 amino acids. The record is from RefSeq and is a predicted model, not a curated record. NCBI's taxonomy places the organism in Eukaryota, Viridiplantae, Streptophyta, Magnoliopsida, Asterales, Asteraceae.
AUGGCCGUCCUCCGCCCAUCGCCACCGCCAUUCUUCUUCUUCUUCCUCAUCCUCACAUUGACGUCACUGGUUUUACGAUCAUCUCCGGUGCAUUCACUCAACUGUUCAUCGGAAAAGUUCACAAACAACAAGCUUUAUUCCAACUGCACCGAUCUACCCACUCUCAAUUCUACCCUCCACUGGACUUUCACCCCACAAAACUCCACCCUCGACGUCGCAUUCAUCGCACCUCCGGCGACACCCAACGGUUGGAUCGCAUGGGCAAUCAACCCCACCGGCACCGGAAUGAUAGGGUGUCAAUCGCUCAUCGCCUUCAAGAACUCCAAGGGAUCCAUGACUGUUAAAACCUACAACAUCAGUUCCUACUCGUCCAUCGAAGAAGGAAAGGUCUCGUUCGAGGUGCCGGAGUCCAGCGCGGAGUUUUCCGGUGGAGUGAUGAAGAUCUUCGCGAUGGUGAAGUUGCCGAAGACGAUAACGGAGGUGAACCAUGUGUGGCAGGUUGGAAGUUCUGUGAAGGAUGGAGUGCCACAGAAACAUGGGUUUUCACCGGAGAAUAUGAAGGCUAUGGGCAAGCUACAACUGGAAGGAAAGAGUAAUGCUACCAGUACAGCCGCCGGUAACACCACCGCUGGUAAUACCACCGCCGGUAGCACCACCGCUUCUCCGAGUACUGGGGCAUCUUCCGGUACCACCGGAAUUUAUGCGAUUCUUAUCUUUUUUGCUUGUUUAUUGAUAUCUAGUUAGGAAUUUGCGACGACCGGAAAACGUGAGAAUUUGUUCGUACCCUGCAUGUAGUCCUCCACAAAAAUGGGAAGAAAUUAGAAAAUC